AUGCCUUCCCUUCGCCGGCUUCUGCCCUUUCUUACUGCGGGCUCUGCCGCUCUGGCAAGCCAAGAUGCGUUUCAAGACAAGUGUACAGACUUUGCAAGGAAAAUAACCCUGCCUAACGUGCGGGUGAAUUUUGUCAAUUACGUGCCGGGUGGCACCAAUGUUUCUUUGCCAGAUAAUCCAACCAGUUGCGGCACAACUUCUCAAGUAGUAUCCGAGGAUGUGUGCCGCAUUGCCAUGGCUGUUGCAACCUCGAACAGCAGUGAAAUCACCCUCGAAGCGUGGCUCCCCAGAAACUACACUGGCCGCUUCCUGAGUACGGGCAACGGUGGUCUUUCAGGCUGUAUCCAGUACUAUGAUCUAGCGUACACCUCCGGCCUAGGGUUUGCCACGGUCGGCGCCAACAGCGGCCACAACGGAACAUCUGGAGAGCCUUUCUACCACCACCCCGAGGUCCUCGAAGACUUUGUACAUCGUUCCGUGCACACCGGUGUCGUGGUUGGCAAGCAAUUGACCAAGCUCUUCUACGAGGAGGGGUUCAAGAAGUCGUACUACCUCGGUUGCUCCACCGGUGGUCGGCAGGGAUUCAAAUCCGUUCAGCAAUACCCCAAUGACUUUGACGGUGUUGUGGCCGGCGCACCGGCAUUCAACAUGAUCAACCUCAUGUCAUGGAGUGCCCACUUCUACCCAAUCACGGGGCCAGUCGGGUCAGACACAUACCUAUCCCCCGACCUGUGGAACAUCACCCAUAAGGAGAUCCUGCGUCAAUGCGAUGGUAUCGACGGAGCAGAGGACGGCAUUAUCGAAGACCCCAGUCUUUGCAACCCCGUCCUUGAGGCUAUCAUCUGCAAGCCUGGCCAAAACACCACGCAGUGUCUAACGGGCCAGCAAGCCCACACCGUUCGCGAGAUCUUCUCCCCGCUGUAUGGAGCGAACGGCACCUUGCUUUAUCCCCGCAUGCAGCCUGGCUCCGAGGUGAUGGCCUCGUCGAUGAUGUACAACGGUCAGCCGUUCAAGUACAGCACCGACUGGUACCGCUAUGUCGUCUACGAGAACCCCAACUGGGACGCAACGAAGUUCACCGUGCGCGACGCGGCCGUCGCUCUGAAGCAGAACCCAUUCAACCUGCAGACCUGGGACGCAGACAUCUCCGCAUUCCGCAAGGCCGGCGGCAAAGUCCUCACCUACCACGGACUCAUGGACCAGCUCAUCAGCUCGGAGAACUCCAAGCUGUACUACGCGCGCGUCGCGGAAACCAUGAACACGUCUCCGGACCAACUGGAUGAGUUCUACCGCUUCUUCCAGAUCAGUGGAAUGGCGCAUUGCAGUGGAGGUGACGGCGCAUACGGCAUUGGAAACCAGCUCGUGACCUAUAACGAUGCCAACCCGGAGAACAACGUUCUCAUGGCGAUGGUUCAGUGGGUGGAGAAGGGCAUCGCCCCGGAGACGAUUCGUGGUGCUAAGUUCACCGAUGGCGCGGGCUCGGCCGUGGAGUACACCCGCAAGCACUGUCGCUACCCUCGCCGGAAUGUAUACAAGGGGCCAGGGAACUACACUGAUGAGAACGCGUGGCAGUGCGUGUAG
Molecule: messenger RNA, 1581 nt
Organism: Aspergillus nomiae NRRL 13137
Lineage: Eukaryota; Fungi; Ascomycota; Eurotiomycetes; Eurotiales; Aspergillaceae
Gene: faeB-2
Product: putative feruloyl esterase
Exons: 2
Coding region: 1-1581 (526 amino acids)
Source: RefSeq, a predicted model, not a curated record